This is a messenger RNA of Camelina sativa (false flax), 1048 nucleotides long. RefSeq lists its product as uncharacterized. The record is from RefSeq and is a predicted model, not a curated record. NCBI's taxonomy places the organism in Eukaryota, Viridiplantae, Streptophyta, Magnoliopsida, Brassicales, Brassicaceae.
AAAAAAAAAAAAAACCAUGGUGACUACAUCGUCACGGACCAAGUCAAACGGACCGGUGCUUCGUUCGCAAUCACCAGGAGGUCGAUUCUGCGGUAGUUACUCUAGAGCCGUUCCGUCGUCUUCUUCAUCAGCUUUCGCUUCAUCUACAAGUUCCAGCUUCUCAUCACCGUCGUCAGCUUUUUUCAGCAAUCAUCAUCAUCAUAACGACAAAAACACCAACCACCGAUCUGCGUCGCUGACUCGUGUGAAUCUCUACACAGCUCAACCGAUGAUGUCUCAGUCGUUUCGUUAUUCUCUAGACAGCAGAUCUAUAUCACCAACGAACCACCGAUCGAUCUCCGUUUCGAAGAAUCAACCACCGAAGAUCUCAGAAUCCAGGAGGAGGUGUAUGUGUUCUCCGACGACUCAUCCUGGAUCUUUCAGAUGUAGUUUACACAAGAACGUGGCGAAUCCUCACGGUCAAGGCACGGCGUCGUAUACGACGAACGGAUUGAAUAUGCGUAGAUCUGCGAUGACUAAUUCGUUGGUGAGAAUCGGUGGUGUUGAAGGAGAGUGGGUGAGGAGAGCUUUGACUACUUUGAUUCGACCUUCUUCUCAUCAUUUGAAAAGAAGAGCUGCGUAUCAGCCUCGUCCUAGUCGGCUCUCAUCCAUGGCCAAAGCUGAUUGAUCUGAUCUUUACAGGUUUGGUUUGAUUUUGUUCUUAUCAGUAGAUCCGGCGAAGAGGUCUUUGUUCUGAAAGCAAUCGGAGAUUGGAAUCUGGAGGAGAUAGAUCUGAAUCUUGUAAAACGGAAGAAAAAGGAAAACACACACUUCAUCAUAAUUUUUUAGUUGUUGUUGGGUGAAGCAAAGAUGCGAUAAUGCAUUGUACAUACUCUUCUGAUUUUGCUGUUUUUUUUUUUGUUGGUCUCUCUUCUCUUCUAAACAAACCCAGAAAAAAAGGAAAAAAAAAAAGUGUUCGGAGUCUUUUUCUCUUAAUUACACAUACAAAUCGAAAAUCAAAAGAACUGAAUUGAAUUUUGCAUAAAGAACAAAUUGAGAUUUUCUCGUU